AUGGACUGCGGCAGCAUCCGUGGAAUUGCAGAUGAGGCGGAUUGCGGAAUCGCUGGUUUCGUAAACUGGGAACUGAAGCCUAUUGGCGGGGCCUUGAAAAGUUUUCCAGAAGAUUUUGUCGUCAAAGAGCUUCCGCUUCUGGAGCCGGAGUCUGGCGACGAAGGCGAAGAGGAGAAACCUUUCCUUCGCUUCCGCCUCAAGAAGCGUGGCCUGGACACACUGGAGGCGGUGGACGCGCUGGCCUCCGCAUGCCACAUACCUCCGCAUAGGUUUGGUUUUGCCGGAAUCAAGGACUCCUUCGCAGUUACCACUCAGGAGCUCACUGUGCCACGUCACCUGAUCACGGAGGCUGGCUUGCGCAAAGCAGCCGCGAACCUGCCUGGUUUACGGGUUGGUCGUGUGCGACGCAGCCGCCAACCGUUAGUGCCGGGACGCUUGAGAGGCAAUCGCUUUAUUCUUAGAGUGCGUGGAAUCCGAGCCAAUGCUGACGAGGUGAAAGCGGCGGUUGAGUCGCUCCAGACGCAAGGCUUCAUCAACUAUGUUGGCAUGCAACGGUUUGGCAAGGGCGGUGUGCGAAGCGACCUGCUUGGUUUGGCAUAUCUGCAGGGUGACUACAUCCGCUGCGUCGACAUUCUGCUGCGCCAGCGCGGCGCUGAGAAGGGAAGCGCUCGCAUGCCGAGGUGGGCAGAGGUUUACCAGCGCACCAACAGUGCUGAAGCCGCACUUCGCAAACUUCCCGAGGGAAGCUGCUGGGCCGAGCGCCGUCUCCUUCGUGCCCUGCAUCGACGACAGGACCUUGAUGGUGGGACAGCUAUGCCCAAGUGGUCUGAGGAGGAGCCGCUGUCACCUCCAAAAAAACGCAUGCGAUGGGCUGAUGUGGCUCGGGAAGCGUUCCUAGCCUUGCCCAGGACCAUUCGGGCUCUCUACGCGCACUCCUACGUGGACAGGCUGUGGAAUUUGGCUGCGACCGAGCGGAGGCAGAUGGGCUUGCGGUUGGUUCAGGGCGAUUGGAUUGAUGAUCCAGCUCAACCAGGAACAUUCAGGCCUGUCAUUUCAGAAGAUGACGUGAGUGCAGAGGCCAAGCAGGCAUCCAUUUUUGACUUGGUGCUUCCGCGGCCGGGCGCAGGAGUCUCCUUGCCUUCGCAUGGUGUUGGGCAUUUUAUGCGGAGCUACCUCGCGUAUGAUGGCCUGGACCCAGAGGAACUGAUGCUCGAGGCCGCGCAUACGGAUGAUCCCAUGUAUCUCACUGGCUGCAUGCGGCGUGUGCUGGUACGACCAGGACAGUUAAGUUGGUACCUGGAGCCAAACUUGGGCACUCCGGACUCAGAUUGGCCGGACCAACCGGGGACGAAGGUGAGCCGUGCAACAAACUGCUUCAGUCGAGUUCGUGCAAAGCACGACCUAGACGGGUCGAAGUCUCUGGUACUGGAUUUUCAUUUGGGACCUGGCCAGUAUGCCACGAUGGCUAUGCGUGAGGUGAUGCGUCCACGGCCUCCAAAGGCACCCCCACGUCACACGUUCUUCAGCGACACUGAGGAGGAGACGCAAAGCAUGGGACAGUGCCGACAAGCGCAAGCCA
This is a messenger RNA of Symbiodinium pilosum, 1579 nucleotides long. Lineage: Eukaryota; Dinophyceae; Suessiales; Symbiodiniaceae. The record is from the annotation of a GenBank genome assembly.